This is a messenger RNA of Clarias gariepinus (North African catfish), 3326 nucleotides long. RefSeq names its product ribosomal protein S6 kinase-like 1 (gene rps6kl1). Lineage: Eukaryota; Metazoa; Chordata; Actinopteri; Siluriformes; Clariidae. The transcript is spliced from 13 exons. Gene Ontology annotation, biological process: protein phosphorylation. Bases 620 to 2776 code for a protein of 718 amino acids. Gene Ontology annotation, molecular function: protein kinase activity; ATP binding. The record is from RefSeq and is a predicted model, not a curated record.
GCUGUCUGCGCGAGCGUCUGCUGCUACACACGGGCUGCGGAGGCGCGCGCGCUCACGGCAAGGAUGCAUUAGUGUUUGCACAGGUAGUUCCGUUGGUGAAAACAGGUACAUCAGGCCGAGCUCAUAGCUACUGAAACCCCAAGUGAGACUGCAGAGCGUCUACAGCGAUGAGCAUACAUACGCAGACGAGUGAAUGACACCCUGGAUUAGACCGUGAUAGGUCUACAGCGACAGGCAGAAGUAGGGGCUGACGAAACAUCGGAGUGCAUGAGGAGCGGCAGCGAGUUGACCACACACUCCAUUUACAGGUGACUCAAAUAUGGACAGCGUAAGCAGAGGGAGAGAGAAGGAUUGAUCGACUCUGCUACUGAACGAUAGCUUUAUGUGAUGGCGUCCAUGGGCAAAAACGAAUCGGACAGGUACGCUUAACAGACGGAAAAAGAAGGAGGAAGCAGUCAGUGGUACCAGUGGUGUGUGAGAGAAACUGAUGAAUAUGGUGAUGGAAUGGUCCCAUUCCAGACAUGCAGCUUUUCCAUGCGACUGUGCUGCAUAUAAAUGGUCACCGUGGACUCUCGUUGCAUCAGGACUUAAGCCCAAGCAGAGUUAACCAUAAACAGACAUGGCUAAAAGAGACUACCUGGUGGAUGCAGCCAAGCAGAUCCGCAUGGCUCUGGACAGGGAAGUCAAUGAGGACUACGAAGCUGCAUUUAGCUACUAUAAGAAUGGUGUGGACCUGCUGCUGAACGGAGUUCAAGUGGAUCCAAAUAAAGAGAGACGAGAGGCCGUGAAGCGGAAAACCACCCAGUAUCUCAAGAGAGCGGAAGAGAUCUUUAACUCUCAUCUACAGUACAACUUCUGCAAAGAUACCAAACAAUUAGGGGGUUACAGCAGCCUAAGAUUCAGGUCCAUCAGACAUCUGAGUUCACCCGUGGAGGACCUGGAGAUGUGUAAAGUGGUGGGAAUUAUUGAUAAGGUUCUGGUUGUUCAAAACCUGAUUAGCAAGGAGACGUUCGUGAUUAAGAGCUUGCCUAAGUCCAGCUGGGAGAAUCGAGAGCGUUCCACCAUCAUCCCUCAGGGUGUCCCAUUUAUGGUGAAGUUACUGAGGUACUACGUCAGCGAGGACUCUGUGUUCCUGCAUCUAGAACAUGUUCAAGGUGGAAAGCUUUUCUCCAAACUGCACCGGAUCAGACGUGAGGUAGCCAGAGAACAUCCAGACUGCUCCACUCCCAACCAGCACAAAUUCCAGCUAAAAAACAGCUAUACCUCACCUGCUCUCACCAACCUGUACCACCUGAAUGGAGAGCACAACCAGGGAACGUGCAUAUUUCCUGUGAGAGAGAGUUUUGAAAGCCUAGAAUCGGACCCACUGUCUUUUUACAAUGAUACCGAGCAUGAUUUUGACAGCUAUGGCACACACUCGUACUGUGAGGAAACAGGAUGUCUGCAGAAUUCCCGCUCGGAAAAGGCUGAAUUCCAGCAAAAGCAAUCCUCUAACCCUUAUGCAAUAAGGACAGGUUCGUUAUCCAGUGUUAGUCCUGGCGGUCAGCAUCUCAUUUCUCAGGAACGUUUCCCACUUCCUGUUCAUCCGUGUGUCAUUGUGGAUACUCGAGAUCCACUCAGUGUCACGACGGAUCUUUUAGGAAAUGACGUCCAUAUCGAGCGGAUUGACUCGAGCUUAGAUUUCGAUAAAGUAUGGACAGCUGUGCCAGCUCAGGAACAGUGUUUAACAGGAAGCAGGUCAAAUCUAGACAUUCUUGGAAUUAAUAGUGCACCUCAGAUCACACUGAGCUCUUUAUUUGACACCACACAGCCAACCCUGUGUAGCACAGUCAACAUCCUUCCACAGAAAGUCCGUAUAGUUCCCAACACCAUGCCUUUAUUCUCACAAAACCAAAAACAAGAUGACAUUCCUCACAAAAACGCAAGCACUUCUGAGAGUUCCCAGUAUAUGACUAGCUCAAGCUCAGGAAAUUCUCAAGCAGGCACAGAGCACUGCAAUGGAACUACUGUGGAAAGCAAACCUUCGAGACCUUUAGCCUUAGACUUAAGUACUACAGCUCCUCAGGUGAACAAUACAUAUAAAGAUGUGGAACAAGAGUCUGUGGAGGUUGGAGAUGAGAACUGGGAACUCCUUAGCCCACCAUACUCAGAUAAAGGACAGGAUCCGUUCUUCAGUCCUCAAGGGGAGCAGCUUUGCGAAGUCGAUGGCUGGUGCCACUUGCGUCAGUUUGGAGCGAGGAGUCGGAGUGUGAAGCAACGGCCCGGUCGACGCGGCCUUCCUGAAGAAGAGGUACGAAUUUGGGGAGCACAGAUCUUAUUGGCUCUUGAGAGUCUUCAUGAGCAAGGCAUUUUGUGCCAGGACCUCAACCCCAGGAACAUCCUUCUCAAUAGCAAUGGGAACGUGUGCCUGACUUACUUCGGACAGUGGACAGAGGUUCAGUCAGAAAUUAGUGCCAGAGCUAUGGACGAAAUGUACUGUGCACCAGAGAUUGGGGGUGUAUCCAAAAUCACAGAGGCAUGUGACUGGUGGAGUCUAGGAGCUUUACUGUUUGAACUUCUAACUGGAAUGCCCCUGUGGCAGUGUCAUCCUACAGGUGUGCAUCCACAUACACAGCUGCGUAUCCCAGACCACCUGAGCACUCCAGCCGCCUCGUUGCUCACAGAGCUCCUUCAGUAUGAUGCUGGCUACCGCCUGGGAUCUGGAGGAGGAGGCGUGAGUGACAUUAAGUAUCACCCUUUUUUUAGCUCCGUUCCUUGGAACACACUGGCCAGUUAACGGGAGCGGCCGGCACAUCUGAUGAUUCUGAACACCAAACACCAGUGGUUAUGAGAAGUCUAAGCUCAAGGAAAUGCCUUUACUGCCCCCUGGUGGUGUAUGAUACAAGAAGCAUGAGUAUCUCCAAACCAUCAGCUGAACACUAAACAAAUGAAUAAAUAAACAAUUUAAUUACACCGAUUUACAUUUACAGUGGUUCUGUCUUAAAAAUAAUCACAUUUUUUAGUCAUUUCUUUGGUUAGGAAAGGAAUUAAUUACAGGACCUUACAGCACAUGUAUUAGAUUGUUGUAAGCAUAAACCGACAUCUCAGGCGUUAAAUUAUUGCUGCACCUCUGUAUGAAUGAUGUACAAGUGAUAUGCAAUACUAGCAUUACAUUUAACCCUGUUUAUCGAGCAUGCAAUUUAAUAUUAGUCCAUUUUGCCAGUAUAGAUUUAAAUCAAAUUUUGGACAAAGUCAUGUCAUACAUUUGUGCCUCAAAUGAUUACGAUCUACAUUGAUUUUUUUUCUACCUACAUUUUUAACCAAAGCAAAAAAAAUAAAAUAAUAAA